Hevea brasiliensis (rubber tree) is the source of this 2000-nucleotide messenger RNA. RefSeq names its product UDP-D-apiose/UDP-D-xylose synthase 1. The transcript is spliced from 9 exons. NCBI's taxonomy places the organism in Eukaryota, Viridiplantae, Streptophyta, Magnoliopsida, Malpighiales, Euphorbiaceae. The record is from RefSeq and is a predicted model, not a curated record. Gene Ontology annotation, molecular function: carboxy-lyase activity. Bases 402 to 1571 code for a protein of 389 amino acids.
AUAGAAUUUUCAUGGCCAUCCUCCGAUCCAAUCAUAAAUCACUGUCUACACUAAAGAAAUCCACUACUCCGCAGACCAUAGUUACCACAUAAUCACUCACACGCGGCACUCAUCCACGGCAAGUACGAAUCACAUUACUCCACCCCUCCCUGCUCAUAUAAAUUGCAAACUCUCACUUUCGGUGCAUGAUCCUCCUUUUUAUUUCGUUCUUUUGCAGUCCAGAAAUCUCCUUUAUUCUGCUUCGGUUUGGCACCGUCGGCUCACGUUAGCUUCCACCACCGUUACUUCCAUUAAAUAGAUGGACGCGUAAAAGCAUUUCAAUUUCCAUUUCCUUUUCCGUUUUCAUUUCUCGUUUGAGAGAGAUUUUGGCCUUUUGCACUUUUUGGUGAUUGUUUGAAACAAUGGCGACGGCGAUGAAUAGGGUGGAUCUGGAUGGGAGGCCGAUAAGGCCGAUCACAAUAUGCAUGAUUGGUGCUGGAGGUUUCAUUGGCUCCCACCUUUGUGAGAAGUUGUUGAUGGAGACGCCGCACACGAUCUUGGCUCUGGAUGUCUACAACGAUAAGAUCAAGCACCUCCUCAAGACGGAAUCACUCUCUUGGAACGACCGGAUCCAGUUCCACCGCCUCAACAUCAAAAAUGACUCCCGCCUUGAAGGCCUUAUCAAGAUGGCGGAUCUGACGAUAAAUCUGGCGGCUAUUUGUACUCCGGCGGAUUACAAUACGCGUCCGUUGGACACGAUUUACAGCAAUUUUAUUGAUUCGCUCCCAGUGGUGAAGUACUGUACGGAGAAUAACAAGCGUCUAAUUCACUUCUCGACUUGCGAGGUGUAUGGUAAAACGAUUGGGAGCUUUCUUCCUAAAGAUAGCCCUCUUCGUCAGGAUCCUGCCUACUACAUUCUUAAAGAAGAUGCUUCCCCCUGUAUUUUUGGACCAAUUGAGAAGCAGAGGUGGUCCUAUGCAUGUGCAAAACAGUUGAUUGAGAGGCUGAUAUAUGCUGAGGGCGCGGAGAAUGGCCUUGAGUUCACCAUUGUGAGACCUUUCAACUGGAUUGGACCCAGAAUGGACUUCAUACCUGGUAUUGAUGGUCCAAGUGAGGGUGUUCCCAGGGUUCUGGCAUGCUUUAGCAAUGCUCUCUUGCGCCGUGAACCACUCAAGCUAGUGGAUGGUGGUCAAUCUCAGAGAUCUUUCAUUUACAUCAAAGAUGCCAUUGAAGCUGUUCUCUUGAUGAUUGAAAAUCCAGCCAGGGCUAAUGGUCACAUUUUCAAUGUUGGAAACCCUUACAAUGAAGUUACUGUUAGGCAGCUUGCCGAAAUGAUGACUGAGGUCUAUGCAAACGUAAGCGGAGAACCGGCUCUGGAGGUGCCAACAGUUGAUGUCUCCUCCAAGGAAUUUUAUGGUGAGGGAUAUGACGACAGUGACAAGAGAGUUCCAGACAUGACCAUAAUCAAUAGACAGCUUGGUUGGAACCCCAAGACAUCGCUGUGGGACUUGCUUGAAUCAACCCUCACUUAUCAACACAGGACAUAUGCUGAGGCAGUUAAGAAGGCCAUCGCAAGACCUUCAUCCAGCUGAAGAAACACUUGAGAAUCGGAAUUCUUGGGUAGGCUGUUCGUUAGAAUGAGUUCCAGUUCUUGUUAAGGGAAUUUUAAAUCUGUUAGUGGUUUGUUCCAUAUUAUAUACGCUUGCUUGUUCCAUAUUAUAUACGCUAAAUUUUUUUUCGUCUUUCCAGUGUCUAUAGUCAUGGCUCGCAGUAGCUCAGGUAUUCUGCGUUUUGGAUAUUACUCUUGAAUAGAUAAUUAGGAUCUUAUUAGGCGAGUAUAUUUUGUCACGAUAACUAGUCUUGUGAGCUUGGGCUACGGUAUAAUGGGGGCAUUAUACAACGUUUGUUCUGUUUCUAUAGAUGUUUGCUUGACAUUCCUCUGUUUUGUUUCUCCAGGGAUUUGUUGUAUUAAUUCGUUGAACCCUUCAUGCUCUUAUUAAAUUAUUAUUUUUUAAUUCCAA